AUGGGCAGCAAAAAGGGCCACACAAAGAAGGGAAAGAAGCCCCGCCCGAAGAAUGUAAAGCCCAGUGGUGCUCUGCACUUGUCUGAUCCACAGGUUCCAACUUCUACCCAGAAUGCUUCACAUGCGGUUGAAAAUGUCGAUGUUGGGCCUCUCAACACUCAUCCGGUUGAGACUGGACCCAUUCCAUUUCUGACACCUGAGAACAUUGCCGGAUACUGGUGUCCUAUUAUGGCAUUAGCUAGGUUUCCAAACACCUACAUUGGUGGUAGGGACAAAGAAUUGACCCUGCGCUUGUUGGCAGACUUCUUCCACGAGGAGAAAUUCUGGUGUCGGCCCUGGAAACAAUUUUACCUCAAAAUCCCCUUCACCCAUCCCGGAGGCGGCCGGCUGACGCUUGCCCGUGCAGCGGAUGUCCUUGCGUUCCUAAAGGAGGCCAGUGCGAAGGAACAUUGCGACCUUACACUGGAUGGAAAAGCAGGCAUGUUGCUUCAUUUUGAUGGCAGCGACGGUUCACCUGUUCCCACGGAGUUGGGGACAACCAAGAGUCGUUCGGACAAGGAGAAAUUACUGGGAGUGACUCUUCCCCUUGGCCCGUGGGAUGCUUGGAUGGAGGACCGGCCAUUGUCGGUGACUGACACCUUUUUUGAAAAGCUUCUUGCCGGGGUGCAGGCUGCACGAAAUAACAGAGGGCCAAAGCAGAAACAACGAAUGGAUCACCAAAUUGCCCACCAGAUUAAAUACUCCACAGCCUUGGGAAGAGUGAUAUGCAUCUUUGGCCUUCAUCCAACCACAUUCAUCACGAAUAUGCCACCAGUCAAUCUCCUCAAGGCACCUCCGUUUGAUAUGGAGGGUGAAUACAUCUUCAUUUCCGUAGAUGUGGAGUGGAAAGAUCAUAUCACAGAGCUUGGAAUUUCCUUCCUCGAUACUCUCGAUCUGGUGAGCCUGCCCCCCGGUGAAGAUGGGCUCAAUUGGAGCAGAAUGAUCAAAUCUCAUCAUCUUCGCACUGGGGAGAAUUGCAUACACGACCUCUGGAAACGAUGCAGCUCAUGCCCCAGGAAAUUCGGAUUUGGCCAGAGUGAAAUUCUCCCUGUAAAUAAGUUGGGAGCGAGGAUUGAUCAGCUCUUUUCGCCUCCAUAUGGGCACCACGUUGGUGAUAUCCCAGCAUACAAGCUUCGCCGGCGGUCAGUGAUCCUGAUCGGUCACGGCAUGGCGGGCGACAUGACCCAACUUGCCAAGUCUGGCAGCAAGGUCUUCAACAGCAUGGACCUCCCUUCGUCGGCGAUCAACAAGGUGUGGGAUACCAACUGGCUGUGGCGUGUCAUGCGACGUACGACCAAUGCACGAUCCUUAAGAGACACUUUGGCGGAUCUCGACGUUGGACUAGUCCAACAAGCUCCUCUCCACAACGGGGGAAACGACGCCCACUACACCAUGCUGGCACUACUCCGAAUCAUGCUCAUCACGGCGAGCUCACCUAGGGAUUGGGCGCAGAAGGCGAAGUCUCCGGAGCAUCGCUCCUGGUCAAGUCCGUCCUGUGGGCCUGGGCUUGAUCUGGCUCCGACUAGUCGCAUUGCUGCUCUUCACGCGAGGCCCAAUAUGACUCCUUCUACUGUUUCUAAUAUGAAUAUCCCUGCUGAGUUCAAUCUCAUUUCGUCUCCUCCUUUCAUCCCUGUCUUUGCUAGAUGUCCCUCGACUUCGUCGGACGAUGAACCCGAAUCACCUGCGUCCGUUCUGGAGGAGAACGUGCACGCUGUUGACGACUGGGAAAGUCUGUCAGUCGGUGUUGGGUCCAUUGAAAGCAUGGAAGACAGUGUGGAGUUGCUGCGGCUGUAA
Molecule: messenger RNA, 1833 nt
Organism: Penicillium maclennaniae
Lineage: Eukaryota; Fungi; Ascomycota; Eurotiomycetes; Eurotiales; Aspergillaceae
Exons: 3
Coding region: 1-1833 (610 amino acids)
Cellular component (GO): nucleus
Source: RefSeq, a predicted model, not a curated record